AUCAGCGCCCGCGACCCGGCGCCUGCCUGACCCGAGUCACGUGUCAGCCAAAGAUGGCUGCGUUCAGGCUAGUUGAGCAAAGGUUGUCGUGAACCCCAGCGUGCCGAGGAGGGUUGUGAGCAGAGCAUAAGGCUCAAGAUGAAAAAUCAUGAACCAGAUGAUACUGUCAAGGAAGACUUAAUUUUCAAUAUCAUAACCAGAAAAAUUAACCACCUCCCAGAAGCAGAAAGGAAUCUAUUUGAACAUGGAUCAGUUUAUAUCGGACUUAAUGCUGCUCUCUGUGGUCUAAUAGCAAAUAGUCUUUUUCGACGCAUCUUAAACGUGACACAGGCUCGUAUAGCUGCUGGCUUACCAAUGGCAGUGAUCCCAUUUUUGACUGCGCAUGCAUCUUACAAAGGUUUUGUAAAUCUACCUUUGAAUACAGGUGAUUUGAAUUGUGAAACCUGUACCAUAACACGGGGUGGACUGGUUGGUCUUGUUUUUGGUGGUCUGUACCCUGUUUUCUUGGCUAUACCUGUGAAUGGUGGCCUAGCAGCCAGGUAUGAGUCAGCCUUGCUACCAGAAAAAGGAAACAUCUUAACUUACUGGACUAGAAUUUCUAAGCCUGUCUUUAGAAAGAUGUUAUUUCCCAUUUUGCUCCAGACCAUGUUUGCAGCAUACCUUGGAUCUAGACAAUAUAAAUUAGUUAUAAAGGCUCUUCAGUUACCUGAACCUGGCCUAGAAAUUCAGUGAUUGUUAAACAACUUUGUACACAAAAAUAAAACUGUAAUGUAUGAAUAAA
Messenger RNA from Leopardus geoffroyi (Geoffroy's cat), 781 nucleotides. It is a transcript of the gene TMEM126A, whose product is annotated as transmembrane protein 126A. The transcript has 5 exons. Gene Ontology annotation, biological process: mitochondrial respiratory chain complex I assembly. NCBI's taxonomy places the organism in Eukaryota, Metazoa, Chordata, Mammalia, Carnivora, Felidae. Bases 139 to 732 code for a protein of 197 amino acids. The record is from RefSeq and is a predicted model, not a curated record. Gene Ontology annotation, cellular component: mitochondrion.